Molecule: messenger RNA, 1880 nt
Organism: Nomascus leucogenys (northern white-cheeked gibbon)
Lineage: Eukaryota; Metazoa; Chordata; Mammalia; Primates; Hylobatidae
Gene: LRPAP1
Product: LDL receptor related protein associated protein 1
Exons: 9
Coding region: 139-1215 (358 amino acids)
Biological process (GO): negative regulation of receptor internalization; negative regulation of very-low-density lipoprotein particle clearance
Cellular component (GO): endomembrane system; cis-Golgi network; endoplasmic reticulum-Golgi intermediate compartment
Molecular function (GO): heparin binding; lipase binding; very-low-density lipoprotein particle receptor binding
Source: RefSeq, a predicted model, not a curated record
GCUGGAGUCCGGUCGCUGCUGCCGGCCGCGCACGGAGGAACUACAAUUCCCAGAAGACCGCGCGGUGGGUGGGGCGGGGUAGUGGGCGGGGCAUCGGCCGGCUAGGGUCUCUCCGCGCAGCACCAGUUGCAGAGGAAGAUGGCGCCGCGGCGGGUCGGGUCGUUUCUGCGCGGGCUCCCGGCGCUGCUCCUGCUGCUGCUGUUCUUCCUCGGGCCCUGGCCCGCGGCGAGCCACGGCGGCAAGUACUCGCGGGAGAAGAACCAGCCCGAGCCGCCCCUGAAACGCGAGUCCGGAGAGGAGUUCCGCAUGGAGAAGCUGAACCAGCUGUGGGAGAAGGCCCAGCGGCUGCAUCUUCCUCCCGUGAGGCUGGCCGAGCUCCACGCUGAUCUGAAGAUACAGGAGAGGGACGAACUCGCCUGGAAGAAACUAAAGCUCGACGGCUUGGACAAAGAUGGGGAGAAGGAAGCGAGACUCAUACGCAACCUCAAUGUCAUCUUGGCCAAGUAUGGUCUGGACGGGAAGAAGGACGCUCGGCAGGUGACCAGCAACUCCCUCAGUGGCACCCAGGAAGACGGGCUGGAUGAUCCCAGGCUGGAAAAGCUGUGGCACAAGGCGAAGACGUCUGGGAAAUUCUCCAGCGAAGAACUGGACAAGCUCUGGCGGGAGUUCCUGCAUCACAAAGAGAAAGUUCACGAGUACAACGUCCUGCUGGAGACCCUGAGCAGGACCGAAGAAAUCCACGAGAACGUCAUCAGCCCCUCGGACCUAAGCGACAUCAAGGGCAACGUCCUGCACAGCAGGCACACAGAGCUGAAGGAGAAGCUGCGCAGCAUCAAUCAGGGCCUGGACCGCCUGCGCAGGGUCAGCCACCAGGGCUACAGCACUGAGGCCGAGUUCGAGGAGCCCAGGGUGAUUGACCUGUGGGACCUGGCACAGUCUGCCAACCUCACGGACAAGGAGCUGGAGGCGUUCCGGGAGGAGCUCAAGCACUUCGAAGCCAAAAUCGAGAAGCACAACCACUACCAGAAGCAGCUGGAGAUUGCGCACGAGAAGCUGAGGCACGCAGAAAGCGUGGGCGACGGCGAGCGUGUGAGCCGCAGCCGCGAGAAGCACGCCCUGCUGGAGGGGCGGACCAAGGAGCUGGGCUACACGGUGAAGAAGCAUCUGCAGGACCUGUCCAGCAGGAUCUCCAGAGCUCGGCACAACGAACUCUGAAGGCAUUGGGGAGCCCAGCCUGGCAGGGAAGAGGCCGGAUCCUAACCAGGCCGCCCCACGGUGUCCACCAUACUAUCCAUCUCGGGCAGGGCUGGGGUGACCGUCCACUCAGACGUGGCCUCUGAGGCCCAGAGAAGCACUGUCUGCCAGGAUCUCCACGUUGGUCCCGUCAGGGCUCUGAGCUCCAGGGCAGGAACCCAUGUGCAGAGCACAGCCCUGGGACCUUCACAGUCAUGGGGGCGGGGGUGCAAGGCCUAGGGUGGGGCUGGGCCCGGGACACAGCGAGUAGUGGAGGUCCCUUGGCUCAGUUUGCCCUUUUCGGAGUCGGCAGCAGAGGGGACUCCCUCUGCAGGAGAGACUGAUGUGUCCUUCUGAGCUGUUACUGCCACCCACCGAGACAGCACCUGUGACUGCAUUUUCCUCUAACUUCCAAAUGAUCAUAUAAAAUAAAACGUGUUCAUAAAAGCGUGCGAAACACACAUGCAGCUUGGUGAAGUGAGCUGUGUGGGGCCCACAGCCCAGUGAAGUAGACCCUGGCAGGGCCCUGGCCGCCCCAGUGCACCCUGCCCAUCCAUCUCUCUUCCCUGGAGUGGAGUGCGCCUCUUGACUUGGGUGCAGUUCAGUUGUGCUGUUUGAACUUCAUAGAAAUGAAAUGACACCGUGUG